Molecule: messenger RNA, 1344 nt
Organism: Annulohypoxylon maeteangense
Lineage: Eukaryota; Fungi; Ascomycota; Sordariomycetes; Xylariales; Hypoxylaceae
Product: FMN-dependent alpha-hydroxy acid dehydrogenase
Exons: 4
Coding region: 1-1344 (447 amino acids)
Molecular function (GO): FMN binding; oxidoreductase activity
Source: RefSeq, a predicted model, not a curated record
AUGAGCAACCCAAAUAACCCCAACAUCCAGCAGCGCAGCACGCCUCAAUGGAGUCUCUACCAACGAGAAUUAUUCUGGGGUCCAAACGAAAACAAACAUCCUCCAUUUAACACAGACCCAGACAAGCUCAAAGCAACAGCCAAAGAGCGCCUCAGCCAAGCGGGAUGGCACUACGCCUCCUGCAACGCCGGGCAAUCGCUAACCCACCACGCCAACCGCGCCGCCUUCUACCGCCACCAAAUCAUCCCACGCACGCUCAUCGACACCAGCACACGGGACACCGCAACCACCGUCUUCGGGCGUCGCGUCUCUGCUCCCAUCGGUUUCGCGCCAAUCGGUAUAAACCGCAUAUACCACGCGACGGGAGAGUUAUCGCCUGCGAAGGUGGCGGGGGAGUUGGGGCUUCUGUAUUGUUUGAGCUCGGCGGGGAGUUUUGGGAUUGAGGAUGUGGCGAGGGCGAAUGAUGCUGGUAGAAUGAAAGGGGAAGGGAAGGGAAAUGGGGGAGAGGAACAGGGAGGGAAAGGGGAAGGGAUGGGGAUAAGAUGGUUCCAGCUCUAUUGGAGCCCGGACGACGGCGUUGCGCUGAGUAUGCUGAAGCGCGCGGCGGAGAACGGGUACGAGGCGUGUGUGUUGACUACCGAUACGUGGCAGCUUGGGUGGCGCCAUGAUGAUGUUAUGCAUGGGAACUACGCUUUCUACCACGACCACGGGGCGGGGGAUUUGGGGUUGAAUGAUCCGGUUUUCGUGGAUAGGGUUAAGGAGAUGGGAUUGGAUCCGCGGGGUGAAGGGGAUAAGAUGGAAGUGGGUGCGAGCUGGAUUGAUGGACAUAUUUGGCAUGGACAGUCGUUUUCUUGGGAGCGCAUUCCGUGGUUGAUGGAGAAUUGGAAGAGGUUGAGUGGUGGGAAGCCGUUUGCUAUUAAAGGGAUUCAGAGUGUGGCGGAUGCGAAAAAGGCGGUGGAGUUGGGGGUUGAUGGGAUUGUGGUGUCGAAUCAUGCCGGAAGGCAGGUUGAUGGAGCAGUUGCGAGCUUAGAUGCGCUGGAGAAAAUCGUGGAUGCUGUUGGGGAUAAGAUUUAUAUCAUGUACGAUUCGGGAAUCCGCAGCGGAGCCGAUGUCUUCAAGGCACUUGCGCUUGGAGCUAAGUUCGUAUUCAUAGGACGUCUAUGGGUUUAUGCCCUUGGAUCUGGUGGCGAAGAGGGCGUGAGGCAUGUGAUGAAGAGUCUGCUGGCCGAUUUCGAUAUCCUGAUGAAUGUUGCGGGGUACCCGAACUUGAAGGAGAUCAACCGCGAUGCUCUCGACUCGCUGCCUAAGGGAGGUUACUAUCCUCCUACCACCGAGAUGGCUUAA